AUGUCAUGGCAAGAUUGGACUUUACAUGUGGAUCGUGUGAACGUGUUGAUCAUCCGGCUUAGCUCAGGCCUACAGAAGUUGAUCGAAGCGCAAGAGGCAAUCGCCAAACUGAGCUUGGAACUGGUACAAAAGGAGCGUGAACUUGAGGUGGCCAGUCAAGAGGCGGAGGCUGUGCUUGUGACGGUGAUGCAACAGACUCAGGCGGCGGAACAGGUGAAGAGUCGAGUUGAGGUGGUGAAGGAUCGGUGCCUGGCGAUUGUCGACUCGAUUGAAGUGGAACGAAUGGCCGCUGAGGCUAAAUUGGAGGCGGCCAGACCGGCUCUGAUGGAGGCUGAAGAGGCGCUGAAUACCAUCAAACCGGCGGACAUUUCGACGGUGCGAAAACUGGCGAAACCGCCUCAUCUGAUUCAACGCAUUAUGGAUUGUGUUCUGCUUCUCUUCAAGCGUCAUGUGGAUUCAGUACGUCGCGAUCCUGAACGAGCAAACGCCUUCAAGCCCUCCUGGUCGGAGGCACUCAAGUUGAUGUCAGCCUCCAAUUUUCUCUAUCAACUGCUCAACUUUCCCCGUGAUCUCAUCAAUGAAGAGACUGUGGAUCUGAUCAGUCCAUACCUCGAAAUGGAGGACUACAAUCUGGAGACGGCCAAGAAGGUGUGUGGCAAUGUUGCUGGCCUGUUGGCAUGGACGUGUGCUAUGGAGAAAUUUUACUGGAUCAACCGGGAAGUAAUCCCGUUGAAGGACAACCUGGCGACACAAGAGAUCAAGCUUCAGGCGGCCAAUUCCGAUUUGAUGCGAGCCCAAGCGUUGCUCGACGAAAAGGAGGCCGUACUGGCCGAGGUUCGAGCUCAGUACGAAACGGCCAUGCGACGAAAGCAGGAUUUGGUUGAUGAUGCUGAGGCCUGUCGACGGCGAAUGGCGACUGCGACGACA
Messenger RNA from Protopolystoma xenopodis, 927 nucleotides. NCBI's taxonomy places the organism in Eukaryota, Metazoa, Platyhelminthes, Monogenea, Polystomatidea, Polystomatidae. The record is from the annotation of a GenBank genome assembly.